GAGGGUUUAUGGAUGUGCUGAGGGAGGACAUGCAGGCAUGCAAAGGACAGGGUGAGAUGAAAACAGAUUAUCUUCUGUGGCGAUCCCUAACGGCAGCAGACGAAAGGAGAAGAAUUAGAUUAUAAAAAUUAUUAGUCCGUACAUGUAGUCAUAGAAUAGUUUUGUUCUAUUUUUUACAUUCAGCAAGUCGAAUAUGUUUUACUACUGUGACAUUUCUUAAAGUAUUUUGGUAUGACAACCAAACUGACUUCAAAUACAGAUUGAAUUUUUUAAAAUGCAAAUAUGUAGGUUUAAUAAGUUCAGAGUGGUGACAGCUGUUAGAGGAAACAAGUUUUCUCAAGCUAUUUGAAGAAUGAUUUGAAACAUAUGUUUUCUGCUUCUGUCUUAGUGAAUCACAUUCUGCCUUCAGUUGAACACCAGUGACGCAUGACUACAUGAGUUGUAACCUGCUGUGUGCUGCAUGUUGCUGCUCAUCAGGUAUUUUAGAGCCUCCGUCCUGAACACAUCUGGCAGCUUGUCUGAGCUACCAUUUACUUUUGUGGAUUAAACAAACAACUUUGCUCAUCUUUCUUUUCACAAAACAUUCAUCAGCAUCCAUUGCUGCUGUUAUAUGGACAUUUCUAACUGAAACCUGUGAUCAGAUUGAGCUAUGUGUGUGAGUGAUGUCCUAGCGUGCUUUGGUUUCUUUGGGGUACUAAGGCUGUUCUGUGUCCCCUGGUUCUGGAGCCUCUUGGCAGGUCUGGGGAUUUUUGUAGCCUGGAGGGGUUCUUGGAAAUUCAUUUAUGUAGCUCUCUGCACCAUCAAGAGAGAUCUAAUGUGUCUGAUUGUUAUCUUGCGAGUAAGGUUCUCCAUGUACCAAAACCUAAGAAAUGGACACACCAUCCCUUCCCUCUUUGCCCAGUCUACAUCACUCCACCCAGAUAAGCCUGCUGUGGUCUAUGAGAACACAGGAGAGGUGUGGAGUUUCAGGCAGCUGGAGGAGCGGUGCCAUGCUGUGGCACACUGGGCACUGGCCCAGGGCUGGGUUGAAGGAGAUGUUGUGGCAUUGUAUCUGGAAAGUUGCCCUUUUCUGGUAGUUCUUUGGUUAGGCCUGGCUAUGGUUGGAGUGGAGGCUGCACUAAUCAACCACAAUCUACGACUACAGUCACUGGUCCACUGCAUCCGUGUGUCUGGUGCCAGGGCAAUGGUGUUUGGGACAGAGCUAACGGAAGCGGUGUCCGAGGUGAGAGACUCUCUGCAGCCUAGCAUGGUUUUGUUCAGCAGCGGUGAGCCAGCUGAUAAAGAGAAGCUCUGCAGCAUUCAAAGUCUGAGCGCGCUGCUGACCUGCUCGCCCACAUACCCACCACUACACAAACUCAAGAAGGGAUUCAAUGACAAACUGUUCUACAUCUAUACCUCUGGUACCACAGGAAUGCCCAAAGCAGCAGUGGUACUGCACAGCCGGUAUUACCGCAUCGCUGCCUUUGGCUUUCACUCCUUUGGCCUGCGGCAUGAUGACAUCAUCUACAACUGUCUGCCUCUCUACCACUCUGCAGGUACCAUCAUGUGUGUCGGCCAGUGUUUGCUCUUUGGUGUUACGGUUGUAAUCAGGAAGAAGUUCUCAGCCAGUCGUUUUUGGGAUGACUGUGUCAAACACAAGUGCACUGUAAUCCAGUACAUUGGUGAGAUUUGCCGUUAUCUGCUGGCCCAGUCAGUCUGUUCAUCUGAAUCAUGCCACCGGGUCCGUGUUGCUUUUGGUAACGGCCUCCGUCCGUCUGUGUGGGAAGAGUUUGUGCAAAGAUUCAGAAUCCAGCACAUUGGGGAAUUCUAUGGUGCCACAGAGUGCAACUGCAGUAUGAUCAACAUAAAUGGAAAGGUGGGGGCGUGUGGAUUCAACAGUCGCAUCCUGCCCAACUUCUACCCCAUCAGACUGGUGCGGGUGCAGGAGAGCGGAGAGCUGCUGAGGGACAAACUAGGCCUUUGUAUACCCUGUCUGCCUGGUGAGCCGGGCAUGCUGGUUGGACACAUCAACUCCACUGAUCCACUCAGAAGAUUCGAUGGCUAUGUUGAUGAGAAUUCCACCAAAAAUAAAAUAGCUCACAACAUCUUCCAGAUGGGAGACUCUGCUUACAUCUCAGGUGAUGUACUGGUGAUGGAUGAGUUUGGCUACAUGUAUUUCAUGGACCGCAGCGGUGACACUUUUCGAUGGCGAGGGGAGAACGUGUCAACCACAGAGGUGGAGGGAGUCCUCAGCACCUUGCUGGACCACACAGAUGUAGCCGUGUACGGUGUUUCUGUACCAGGUGUGGAAGGAAAAGCUGGUAUGGCAGCCAUAACUCAUACAGGUGGACACUUUGACUUGGACUCCUUCCUGACAGCUGUCCAGAAAGCCCUGCCAUCAUAUGCUCGUCCUGUCUUCCUUCGACUCUUGCCAUGUGUUGACACCACAGGUACAUUUAAGAUUCAGAAGACACGCCUGAAGAGGAAAGGAUACAAAGUGCAACAUCCAAGUGAAAACAUUUAUUUUCUAAACAGUCAUGCUGGGCGUUAUGAGGCUGUUACUCAGGAGUUAUAUACUGCCAUCAUGGAGGGGAAGGUGUGGCUCUAAACAACGAGGCUGAGAAGGAAGAAGGGCCUUUAUGUAUAUGUCCCUGUAGAUGUUGAAAAAUAAUUAUGGUUCUGUAUAUUUUUACAAUUAAACUCAUCUGAUUUUAA
This is a messenger RNA of Thalassophryne amazonica, 2694 nucleotides long. Its product is annotated as long-chain fatty acid transport protein 1-like. Bases 650 to 2587 code for a protein of 645 amino acids. NCBI's taxonomy places the organism in Eukaryota, Metazoa, Chordata, Actinopteri, Batrachoidiformes, Batrachoididae. Gene Ontology annotation, biological process: phosphatidylethanolamine biosynthetic process; positive regulation of heat generation; phosphatidylcholine biosynthetic process. The record is from RefSeq and is a predicted model, not a curated record. The transcript has 14 exons. Gene Ontology annotation, cellular component: plasma membrane; mitochondrial inner membrane. Gene Ontology annotation, molecular function: fatty acid transmembrane transporter activity; long-chain fatty acid-CoA ligase activity; long-chain fatty acid transmembrane transporter activity.